AGCAAACUGAGAAAGCUGCUGAGGGAGGCACAGCGGGGUGGCUGUGCUGAGGUCUUGCCCGCGCUGGGGUUCUCACGGAGAAUCCCCUUUCUCUCUGAAUUGCUUUUGGAGUGGAUUUCUGUACAUGGCCUUGGUACUUGGGUUCGGGCAGCCCGUCGGGGCCCAGCCUCUGCCAGGACUCUGCCAAGGCGAGCUCAUUCGGACAAACGCAUGUGACGUGUGCAACAGCACCGAUCUUCCGGAAGUCGAGAUCAUCAGCCUGCUGGAGGAGCAGCUGCCCCAUUAUAAGUUAAGAGCCGACACCAUCUACGGUUAUGACCACGACGACUGGCUCCAUACACCCCUCAUUUCUCCAGAUGCCAACAUUGACCUCACAACCGAGCAAAUCGAAGAGACGCUGAAGUACUUCCUUUUAUGUGCUGAAAGAGUUGGCCAGAUGACUAAGACGUAUAAUGACAUAGAUGCUGUCACUCGGCUUCUUGAGGAGAAAGAGCGGGAUUUAGAACUGGCUGCUCGGAUCGGCCAGUCGUUGUUGAAGAAGAACAAGACACUAACGGAGAGGAACGAGCUGUUGGAGGAACAGGUGGAACACAUCAGGGAGGAGGUGUCUCAGCUCCGGCAUGAGCUGUCCAUGAAGGAUGAGCUGCUUCAGUUCUACACCAGCGCUGCGGAGGAGAGCGAGCCUGAGUCCGUGUGCUCCACCCCGUUGAAGAGGAAUGAGUCAUCCUCCUCUGUCCAGAAUUACUUCCAUCUAGAUUCUCUUCAGAAGAAGCUGAAGGACCUUGAAGAGGAGAACGUCGUACUUCGAUCGGAGGCCUGCCAGCUGAAGACAGAGACCAUCACCUACGAAGAGAAGGAACAGCAGCUGGUCAACGACUGCGUGAAGGAACUGAGGGACGCCAACGUGCAGAUCGCCAGUAUCUCAGAGGAGCUGGCCAAGAAGACUGAGGAUGCUGCCCGCCAGCAGGAGGAGAUCACACACCUGCUGUCACAGAUAGUCGACUUGCAGAAGAAGGCAAAAGCUUGCGCGGUGGAAAAUGAAGAGCUGGUCCAGCACCUGGGGGCCGCUAAGGAUGCCCAGCGGCAGCUCACGGCCGAGCUGCGCGAGCUGGAGGACAAGUACGCCGAGUGCAUGGAGAUGCUUCACGAGGCGCAGGAGGAGCUCAAGAACCUCCGCAACAAGACCGUGCCCAACACCACAUCCCGGCGCUACCACUCGCUCGGGCUGUUCCCCAUGGACUCCUUGGCAGCGGAGAUCGAGGGGACGAUGCGGAAGGAGCUGCAGCUGGAAGAGCCCGAGUCUCCGGACAUCGCGCACCAGAAGCGAGUCUUUGAGACGGUGAGAAACAUCAACCAGGUCGUCAAGCAGAGGUCUCUGACCCCAUCCCCCAUGAACAUCCCAGGCUCCAACCAGUCCUCAGCCGUGAACUCCCUCCUCUCCAGCUGCGUCAGCACCCCCCGGUCCAGCUUCUACGGUAGUGACGUUGGCAACGUUGUCCUGGACAACAAGACCAACAGCAUCAUCCUGGAAGCAGAGUCCGAGGACCUGGGGAACGACGAGCGGAGCAAGAAGCCCGGGACGCCGGGCACUCCGGGCUCCCACGACCUGGAGACCGCGCUGCGGCGGCUGUCCCUCCGCCGGGAGAACUACCUCUCGGAGCGGAGGUUCUUCGAGGAGGAGCAGGAGCGGAAGCUCAGGGAGCUGGCGGAGAAGGGCGAGCUGCUCAGCGGCUCCCUCACGCCCACGGAGAGCAUCAUGUCCCUCGGCACCCACUCGCGCUUCUCCGAGUUCACCGGCUUCUCGGGCAUGUCCUUCAGCAGCCGCUCCUACCUGCCCGAGAAACUCCAGAUCGUGAAGCCGCUGGAAGGCUCUGCCACCCUUCACCACUGGCAGCAGUUGGCCCAGCCCCACCUAGGGGGCAUCCUGGACCCCCGGCCCGGUGUGGUCACCAAGGGCUUCCGGACACUGGACGUUGACCUGGAUGAAGUGUACUGCCUUAACGACUUUGAGGAAGAUGACACAGGUGACCACAUUUCCCUCCCGGGCCUAGCUACCUCCACGCCAGUUCAGCACCCAGAGACCUCAGGACCCAAGCGGGGCCCGAUGGGUCUGGAAGGCAAUCUCCGAUUCCCAGACCCUCAGGUGUGGGAAAGGUUCGCGUUUAUCUCCACGGAGAGAGUGGACCGCGCAUUCCCACCCUGAUGGGAAGACGUUCCAACCAGCCCUCGUCCUGCAGCGGUGACAAGAGUUGGAUCCUUGUGCACAGGCAGAUGGUCGGCUCACCCACCCGUGUUAGGCGAUGCUAAGGAAGGCCCCGUGCUCUUGCCUUGGGAUACCUAUAAAACUGGUGCAUGAAACAGGCCCACUGCGACCCGGAAGUGGGAAAAUGAAUGAAAAGAGGUCGUUGACUCCUUCCAGACCAACAGCUGGAGUCAACCCCGCUUACAAUGUCCUGAACAAGCUUGCUCUUUGCGAGCGCUCUCUCGAUGGCAGCAUCACCUCUGAAGACCACAGGAGGGCGCUCCCGUGCUCCAGGAGCACCCCCAUGGACCGCAGAGGACAGUGCGCAGGGGGACACUUCGCGGAGGAGGGAGCGCUGCAGUGGGCGUCGCUGCAGUGGGCGUCGUUGGCGGGAUGAGCGGUCCAGCAGCACCGCCAAGAGGCGGGCGGGGGAAGCGCGCUCCUGAACUGGCUUGGAUGGGUCUCCAGCAGCAGUGGGUCUCUGGUGCAGCUUGGCCAGACCACCAGCUCCCACGCUGGUGGACGUCUGCCACAGGAGGGACAAGAGGACAGGGUGUAGGGUCCAGCUUUAUUGGCAGCCACAGGAUCCAAAGAGACUUUUUCAUUUUGUCCCUUUGACAUUUUAACUACAUUAAAAAAAAGAAAAAAAGUCUUUCUCCAGAACAUAUUUCAGCGGCCACUUGUGGAGAAUUUCUGCCCCUCUCUGAAUGACACUGUUAGAGUGUUCAUCUGUUAAAUCACUUACUUCUUAGAUGAAACAGGGAGUAGACAGCUUGGCACAGUGGGCAAAAUUGACUUUUAAUUGUUUUAAUUUUGUAGGAACAAAAAAUAAGUUGUAUGGAAACCAGAAGAAGAUCUUGUGUAGUUCACAAAUCUGUGAUAGAAUCCUCCCAGUGCCUGCAGGCCCAGGUCUGCAUCAGGGACUCAGGGGUCCCUGUUGAGCUGUAGGAGCAGACGAGAGCCAUGUUGAAGAAAUGCUGAAGAGGCAGAGAACGAGAGUAGCAGGUCCAUGUUAAGCCUGGAUCUAAGGGCUUAAGAAAUGUUGCACUUCUGCAACAUUAUUUGGCUUAAAAUCACUUUUAUCUUCUUUUUGUUUUUUUAAAGGGUGAAAACGACAGUAUUGUAUUUAGAAACUUGGCUUCCAUCCCCAGAGAAAAACUCUUAUUAGAGACACAUGAAGCCCAGACACAAUACUGAUAUUAAUGAUGAGGCACAGGGUACACAAAGGCAUUAUGAAGCUUUUCCCACGUGCACUCAUCAUGGAACUUUUUUUUUUUUCCCCAGAAAAAUUCAUGGGCAGAGUAUAAAGAAGUGACAGGAAAAGUCUUUAAAGCAUUUUCCUGUAUCCUGACAUUUUAGUCUUUCAGGAAGAAUUCAGAAGCCUUGCUUUUGCCUUUUUUAAGAAAUGGGAAAGUAACUGACAGCCAAAGACACCCCCGCCCCCAAUAUGCUUACUCUUUGAACAAAAAGUAACAAAGUUGUUAGAAGCUAGUCAAAAGGUCAAGACAAAAAGACAAAAGGUAUGGAUGCUCUUAGUUCAAGUCACAAUCUUAAACUGGAUGGACAGUGGCUUCUGUUUUCAGUGGGUUUGGUUUGGCUUGGAUAGAAAAGGCCAGCCCAUGGGUACCACUGUUGAUGUGGUGGAAGCUUCUGGAACCUUAGGGGGCAGGGUCGGGGGGGGGGGGAGAGAAGAUGCGUCCGUGUGGGGGGGGGCUAAUGAGUUCAUAGAAAUUGCAAAGCAGAUCUAAAUCAUGUGACCUCAGCUUCACCCUAGGUGUUUAAGUUAAGAAGAGGAAAUUGUCAGGCAUUUUGUUCAUUUUACACAGGUUUGGCCGCUUCCCAUGAAAAAGGGGAAAGAGAGUGUGGAAAAUGUUCAGUGCAUCACAAAGACAGUCCUCUUUUUCCAAGAUUUAGAGAGGCGUUUGUAAUUUUGACUUUCAAGAAGUUGUUUAUGUUAGCAAAAAACGUAGCCUGGGUGUGUGGUGUGGCCAGGUUUCUCCAUCUUUAGAGAGCCCCUUUGAAGCAGCCUCGCAUGGGUGUGUAUUUUGCAACUCCGCUAGAAAUCUCCAGGUGCAGACAUACUCUUUGGCAUCUGUGUGGGUCACAUAAGGGCUCUUUCAAGGACUAGGUGCCAUGCUGGCUUUUACUGGGGCGAGUUUCUGUUCUCCCUUUCCCUGUGGAUGGGGGAUGGAAUGUGCCAUUGGGAUUGACUGAGAUGCAUGAGUUGGUAUAUCUGAAUCACAUCAUGUGGACGGGAGAGGCUGGUAGUUUCCGUCAGGCUUCAGGUCCUCACCAGAACAACCCCACCUUGUCUGUGCUCCUUUUCUCUCCUCACAAUUAGAGCAGGGGCCCUGCAGUCAUCCAGAUCUGCAUAGCACACUUGCAGAUAACCCCCAGUAUAGUCUCAGGGCCAUCCAGGGAGGCAGCCCCAGCUCUCUGGAGACUGUGGGCCCCGUCAGCAGCAUUCCAGGCACCCAGUUUCCAAUCAGUACUGAGCACCCUGCGCCUGCCAGAGGAGCACAGCCCAUCGGAACCAUUUACCAAGUGCACCUGCCCCAGGCAGAACAUGUACAGGGUCUGCUCAGAGAGCAAGCAAGCAGGCUGACCCUUGUCCUUCAAAAGCCUUCCUAUGCCCUAGCCUGCAGCUAGCUGAAGGGGUGUGCCUGUGUGUGCUGUAUUCAGAAAAAAACCAAAAAACGACUGCAUGCUAGGCACCUGUAUGUAGUUCACCAACACAGAAGAUCUUGAAUAAUCAAGGAUUAACUAAGUUUGUAGGUUCUUGUCGAUAGAUUCGGAUUUUGUACUAGUGUCAGAACCUGGUGGGAAAGGAACAGACAAAAAUAAUGUAGGAUUAAAAAAUAAUAUUUAAAAAAAAUUUUUUUUAAAUAUGUAGGAUUAGGGGAUGCUUGAUGGAAGCUCUUUCCAGUGUGACUACUCUAACCCGUGUAAUAUUCUCUGCUCACAACACCACGGGGCCCUGUAGUCCAGACCAAGAAAAAAGGAUGGAAGUAGGAAGCUGGAGCAUUAAAUCCAAGAAAGCCCAUUCUUCGGAGGCCCCAAGUGGGCAG
Molecule: messenger RNA, 5310 nt
Organism: Neogale vison (American mink)
Lineage: Eukaryota; Metazoa; Chordata; Mammalia; Carnivora; Mustelidae
Gene: TRAK1
Product: trafficking kinesin protein 1
Exons: 15
Coding region: 125-2203 (692 amino acids)
Biological process (GO): anterograde axonal transport of mitochondrion; neurogenesis; endosome to lysosome transport
Cellular component (GO): dendrite
Molecular function (GO): GABA receptor binding
Source: RefSeq, a predicted model, not a curated record